Molecule: messenger RNA, 258 nt
Organism: Dentiscutata erythropus
Lineage: Eukaryota; Fungi; Glomeromycota; Glomeromycetes; Diversisporales; Gigasporaceae
Source: the annotation of a GenBank genome assembly
AUGACAAAGUUAGAAAAAGGGGUGAGAGCAUUUGAUGUACCAGAAGCCAUACAAGGAAAACCAUUCUCAAGAGGUGGCUUCAGUAUUAUUAUGACAGAGUUAGCAAUAGGGAUGAGAGUAUUUGAUGUAUCAGAAGUCUUACAAGGAAAACUAUUAACUCAAAAGGACGAAGUUAGAAAAGGGGUGAGUGCAUUUGAUGCACUAGAAGCCAUACAAGGAAAACUAUUCAAUCAAGAGGUGGCUUCGGUAUCAUUAUGA